AUGAAGACGAAUAUCUUGUUCCCUUCAGCACUUUGCUCAUUGGCUCUCAUCUCCGGCGUCAGCGCUUGGGGUGACCUUGGGCAUGAAACUAUUGCUUAUAUCGCGCAGAAUUUUGUUUCAUCCUCCACCAAGUCAUUCUGUCAGGGCAUCCUUUCAGACACGUCGACGAGCUAUCUUGCCAACGUUGCAACCUGGGCGGACACGUUCAAAUACACAUCGGCAGGCGAAUAUUCUCAGCCCUUCCAUUUUAUCGAUGCGCAAGACAACCCUCCUAGCAGCUGCGGUGUCAACUAUGACAGGGAUUGUGGUGCGGGGGGCUGCGUUGUCCUGGCUAUUAGCAACUAUACCCAGAGGCUCGGUGAUGGCAGAUUAAGUCAGGCUCACCUCGAUGAGGCAUUGAAAUACCUUGUUCAUUUCCUCGGCGAUAUCCAUCAGCCUCUGCACGAUGAGAACCUCGAUUAUGGAGGAAAUGACAUUGAUGUGACCUUUGCUGGCACCACGACGAAUCUUCAUCACAUUUGGGACACCAACAUGCCGGAAAAGUACGCAGGAGGCUAUUCGCUCAGCGACGCCCAAACCUGGGCGACCUCGCUAACAACGUCAAUCAAAUCGGGGACUUAUGCAUCUCAAAGAGAAUCCUGGCUUAACGGCAUGGAUAUCUCGGACGCAAUUACCAGCAGCAUGCUCUGGGCUACAGAUGCAAACGCAUACGUCUGCUCGACUGUGAUGCCGAACGGUGUCUCCGCUGUCGAAGAUACUGAUCUCUCAGGCUCGUACUAUGAAGAUGCACUCCCAGUUAUUGAGCUGCUUUUCGCCCAGGCGGGAUACCGACUAGCUGCCUGGCUCAACCUGAUUGUCACGGGUUCGACCGGACUGUAA
Molecule: messenger RNA, 879 nt
Organism: Xylona heveae TC161
Lineage: Eukaryota; Fungi; Ascomycota; Xylonomycetes; Xylonales; Xylonaceae
Product: nuclease S1
Exons: 6
Coding region: 1-879 (292 amino acids)
Biological process (GO): DNA catabolic process
Molecular function (GO): nucleic acid binding; endonuclease activity
Source: RefSeq, a predicted model, not a curated record